Molecule: messenger RNA, 554 nt
Organism: Cydia strobilella
Lineage: Eukaryota; Metazoa; Arthropoda; Insecta; Lepidoptera; Tortricidae
Product: cuticle protein 16.5-like
Exons: 4
Coding region: 16-489 (157 amino acids)
Source: RefSeq, a predicted model, not a curated record
ACGGUUAUCCCAACUAUGCGAUAUUUAGUAUUAUUUACAGUUGUGGCCGUGGCGGCAGCCGCGCCGAGGCCCGGUGGCCUCGUCGGCGGCUACGGCCUCGGCGGUUACGGCCUCAGCGGCUACGGCCUCGGCGGGUACGGACUGGGAGGCUACGGGCUAGGCGGACUAGGACAUGGGGUGUCAUCAGUCAGCCUAGUACAGCAACCAGUAGCGGUUGCGCAACCCGUAGUGCAUGCCGCCCCGGUAGUGCAAGCGGUCCACGCUCCCGUAGCUAUAGCUAAACCUGCUGCCACUAGCUACUCUUCGUUCCAACAGGUUGUCCACCCAGUCUCAUACGCGCAACCAGUCGUCCACGCCGCUCCAGUUAUCUCACACGCACCAAUCGCGCAACCCAUCGUACAUGCGCCCAUCGCACAACCCAUCGUUCAAUCGUACGGAUCGUACCACGCGCCAGCGAUCGCGUCCGUGGGCUACGGACACGGAUGGUAGUUACCAUUGUACCACCGUUAUAUGCGUCGAGAUCGUCAGUAGUGACAAUAAAAAUUUGUACCCUG